AUGCACUCAGGCUCCAUGUCUCUUAUGAGCUACCCUGAGCUAUGCAGUGCUAUACCCUAUAGAACUCACUGUUAUAUCCCUGUGACUCCUUCCAUUGCUUUUUGCUCCAACGAUGUAAGCUCUACCAUUGGACAUUACUUACCCAGUAGCUACCAAGGAAAUCUCUGGCUCCUGGACCAUUGUCAAGAAACCUACUGUGACGUGCCAAGCUGUGACUCUCCCAGCUGUGAGCUCAAGACAUGUGCUACAAACUGUGACCCCCAGAAUUCCUGUGUGUCUUGUGACUCUCUAUCACCAGGACAAGUCAUCACUGCCUGCAAAACCACCAACCUCAGAUCCAGCCCCAGCUGCAGCCCAUGCACUCAGACCAAGGGGUAUGUAUCCAACUGCUACACAACCACUCUGUCCGCAUCUAAAGCGUGCCAGACUCUUCGCAAUGAAUCUAACUGCUUUGGGCAGCUUAACUACUUAUCAAAGAGACCCCAACCCCGAAGCCACUGCAGACUUGGUGUCUGGGCAUACAGAAGCUAUCCAACUUUUGGCUUUUUCCCUGGCAGCUUUUCACCAGCAUGUAACACUGUCCGCAGAUAUCAGCCCCGAAAUUACUUGCUGAAAAAUCACCACUAUCUGAAUUGCGGACCUAUGAGCUACCGACCACUGAGCUAUUCAUGCAGCAAAUUCCGGUCUCUGAGCUGCAUACCCAGCAGCUUUCCACCUCUGAGAUAUCUGUGUAGUGGCUACAGACCUCUGAGUUGCUAUUGAUCAACUAGCAACAUCUAUAAAAGCUAGACAUUUUUCCAAGGGGCAAAUUCUACCAAGUAGUAUCUCUAAUAUUCUGAUGAAUUGCCUUAUGCAUUUAAAAAACUUUGUUACAAUAACCCUAUGGUUUAUUAACCACAUCUAUAAUUACCUGCUAGAUAUUUUUCUGCUGUUUUGUUAAUGCUCUUUGUGUUAAAUCC
Chinchilla lanigera (long-tailed chinchilla) is the source of this 959-nucleotide messenger RNA. RefSeq names its product keratin-associated protein 24-1. The coding region runs from base 1 to 762 and encodes 253 amino acids. Gene Ontology annotation, molecular function: structural molecule activity. The record is from RefSeq and is a predicted model, not a curated record. The transcript has a single exon. Gene Ontology annotation, cellular component: keratin filament. Lineage: Eukaryota; Metazoa; Chordata; Mammalia; Rodentia; Chinchillidae.